ACGUGGAGUUGUUCAUGUGCGUCAAAUGAUGGUUUUCGGUUAAUUGAAUACACUGUGCAUCUGAAUAUGAAUAACAGAAAAGCGAAGAUGUAAUAAAAGUUCGUCUUUUAAAAGGCGCUAACCACGACGUCGUCAUUUUUUGUUUACAAACGCUGCGCUGUUGACCGUCCCUCAGACAGCGUGGUUCAAGUUUGUGUCACAGCAGCGCUGCUCGCUGAAGGCCGCUGGGAUGGCCUGUCUGGUGUGAGUGGGCAAAGAUGUGCCCUUUUUCUUUAAGCAGUGCGACUGGAAGAGAACGUGCCCUUCUCCAGCUGUAACUGGGCCUCAGGGACUUUCAGGAUGGACCCGUCUGACCAGAAGCACUUCACUGUUGUAGACUACGUCAUAUUUGCCAUGCUGUUGGCGGCCUCUGUGAGCAUCGGGCUGUAUUACGCACUUUCCGGCGGGCGUCAGCACACCACACAGGAGUUUUUGAUGGCAGACAGAAGCAUGCACUGCCUUCCGGUCUCCCUGUCUCUCAUCGCUUCAUUCCAAUCUGCUGUGGCUAUUAUCGGCGUGCCAGCAGAGAUCUACGUGCACGGCACUCAGUACUGGUUCAUCGGCUGUGCCUACAUUCUGGGCCUCCUCAUUCCAGCUCAGGUUUUCAUUCCAGUGUUGUACAGACUGCGUCUUUCCAGCGUUUACCAGUAUCUCGAACUACGCUUCAGCAAAGCAGUGCAGAUCUGUGGAACUUUGACCUUCAUCUUUCAGAUGGUUAUCUAUAUGGGAGUGUGUGUGUAUACUCCUGCCUUUGCACUGAAUGCAGUUACUGGAUUUAAAUUAUGGGGAGCGGUGUUGGCCACUGGAAUAGUGUGCACAUUGUACACAACAAUGGGCGGGCUGAAGGCUGUGAUUUGGACAGACGUCUUUCAGACUGUUGUGAUGUUCGUGGGGCAGUUGGCUGUCAUAGUUGUGGGAAUACAGCAGACUGGAGGAGUGUCUGAAGUCUGGAGAAAAGUCUGGGAGGGAAACCGCAUCGCUGGUCUUAACCUAAACCCAGAUCCUACAGAAAGACACACAUUCUGGACUCUGGCUGUUGGCGGAGUGUUCCUCAUGUUGUCUCUUUACGGAGUGAACCAAGCCCAGGUCCAAAGGUAUCUCAGCGCACGCACGGAGAAAGAAGCUGUCAGGUCUUGCUACAUGGCGUUCCUCUCCCUGCAGCUGGCUCUGGCGCUGAGCUGUGUCAUGGGACUGGUCAUGUUUGCACGUUACUGUGAAGAGGACCAUUCUGACAAGCUGAGCAGCUCCUCUGGCGAUGCAAUGGUGAUAUACUUUGUCAUGGAUAUGUUACAAGGUCUGCCUGGGUUGCCUGGAUUGUUUGUUGCUUGUUUGUUCAGUGCUGCUCUCAGCACCAUCUCAUCUGCUUUUAACUCGCUGGCCACGGUGACGAUGGAAGACAUCAUCAAACCGCAUGUUCCUGCCAUGACAGAGACCAGAGCAACGCUCCUGUCUAAAGCUUUAGCUGUGUUCUACGGGCUCUUGUGUUUGGCCAUGGCCUACCUCACUCACUUGAUGGGCGACUCUGUUCUACAGGUGGCUUUGAAAAUCUUCGGGAUGGUCGGAGGUCCUCUUCUCGGCUUGUUUUGUCUUGGAAUGUUCUUCCCAUGGGCCAACUCUGCUGGCGCGGUAGCAGGUCUGGGUGGCGGACUGGCUGCUUCUUUCUGGGUUGGCAUGGGGAGCAUCUUCACCCGUAACGCUGGCUCCAAACCACCACCACCACCGUCCUGCAGAGGCCCUCUGCUGUUGGAAAACACAACUGUUAUUUACACUGCAGUCAGCAAUGUAACCUCGAGUGAGCCAUCUGGACUGAAAAGUUUUACUCGUAUCCUACAUGUGUACAGUGCAUUCAGCUGUUUCACAGUCGUACUCACAGGUCUGAUCGUCAGUUUUCUCACAGGCCCCAUGAAAGAGAAGGAUGUGGCUCCAAGCACCAUCUUUCCCUUGUUGGGGAAUCUGCUGUUUUUUCUCCCUGAACACCUCAAGAAGAAGCUCUGUUGUGUCACUCCUCUGGGCCAACCUCAGGCAGCAGAGCACAUGCAGCCUUCACAUCCCAAGCAGAGGGAUGGAGGGACCUUGCCAAAAGAAGACGGACUGUCACAGGAAGAGACACAACGUUUUAUUCCCAACGUUUCAUGAAGAUUGUGUGGAAUAUGAAACAGCGGUAUGAUGUCAUACUCUCAAUGACGGAAGUUACAUAAAGCACUUGGCCUGAAAAUGACUCUUAUUUUGUUUCCUUUGUUUUGUGAUGAUUAAUUAAUCUUUGCACUACUGCAGCAGCAAAGCAAAAAUGCUUCUUUUUUUUUCUGAAGCGAAAAAUGAAAAGGAUUGUAUCAAAUAAUGUUUGCAGAGUACAUUUGCAAAAUAUUGCACUGUGAGCAUUUUUGAAUGUCUAGUAUAAUUUACAGCAGUUAAAAUCUUUUCUGUUGACCACACACACGUGUUCAGUACAAGUGUAUGAAAUGUUCUCAGCAAGUUGUUUUAUUGAAUGUACAACUGAAAAUGGCCUAUAAUGGAGCUGAGAUUUAAAGCUUUCUAUAGACUCCGUCCACUCGUGACAUUUAGUGCUGCCGUAUCUAUUUUGGAGGUCAAGUGACGCUGGAUUCACUUGCUCAGUUCACUGAUGAAAUCUGCUCCUGUAAGUACACUGAACCCGGAGACGGUGUGUUUAAGGAGCAAUAAGUGAAGAAAAGUUUGUUGUUUGGAUCAGUCCAGUUUUCCUGCAAAUCAUGGUACAGUAAAACAGACUCAGUUACCACACAUCAUGGUGGCUGAUAACUAAGUAACAUUUAUCAUAGAUGGGAACCAAGCCAACAUGAAUUCAUAGAGCGCCUGUCCAAACCCAGAAGUGCAUAUAUUAAGUUGUAAAAACAAAUAAGUGCAUAAAUAAAUGCACCCGAAAGUAACUCAAGGUUAAUACUUGAAUGGUUGAUGCACCACUUGUUCGCGAAUCGCAACAAAUAGCGAUCUGACAUUAAGUUGAUUCUAAUGUCUAAUGAAGUAAUUAUCUUUAGCAAUGAAAAGCAUCAGAGGUCAGAUGCAUAUCCUCCAUGCUCUACACCACACCGUAUAGGUGAAUAUACACGUGUAAUGGUAUUUUCCGCUAUGUAUGGCUUCAUCAUGUGACUUAAUUUGGAAGUCAUUCAUACCAAUCAGAUAUUUGGCUGAUCAAUAUGUACUUUAGAUCAUCCAUCUAAGUUUCUUGGUUGUUGAGGUAUAGAAAGAAAGGUGUUCUUUGGACAUGUUUUCCUUGAUUUUGACCUUUGACCAAACUACUCCAAAAUCUAAUCACCUCUAGAUGUCCAAGUAAUAUUCUCACCAGGUUUGAAGGAAAUCCAUCCAGCCAUUUUUGAGUUUUCUCCGCAGACUAAUGAAAACGGUCCCCUACUACCGCCACAUCACUGAUGGGGCAGGGUAAAUAUGUUGAGAAAUGAAUGAUUACAGUGAAGAUGUUAGUAUAUCUAGGAAAUAGUGAUGUCAAUGUCGCACUUUCUUCUCUGUGCACAGCAGCAUGCACACAGUGGAAAUUCCACUAACUUCGGGUGUAUAAAAAAAAAAAAAUGCCCUUUUUGCAGCUAUUUAAGUUAAUUGAUGCUAAACUAUUUACGGUUGGCCUCUUGUGGGUACUUGAGUAAAUAACGAGGCUGGCUUGUCAAUAUGUAGACGUGGGUUCAAAUCCCGCUCAUGUUACAUGCGUGUUCUUGGACAAGGCACUUAAUCUAUGGUAUCUCAGUCCACCCAGCUGUGAGUGGGUACCAGCCUUGGGUGGGGAAACAGUCUGCAUUGGACUGGCAUGCCAUCCAAGUGGAUUUGUUGACUCUCAUCUGCUUGACGCUACGGAAUUCAUAGAGAAGCACGGGCACCAUCGGGCCUCAGGGCCUGUUUCAUACUACUACCUUCUUAUAGCUACUUGUACCAACGUGCUGCCAUAAUCUAAAUAAUCUACUAGUGAAGCAAGAUGUUGAAUUCCAGCUUCUGAUGUGUUGCUACAUAUCACUUGUUCAUCUUUGUGGGUCUGAUAUAAUCUGAGCAAUGAAAUAUUCUUUUCUGUGCCUGACGUCUGGAGCCAUAUAUGAACAUGAAACCACCAUGUGUGCUUUGAGACACAAGACUGAAAAGAGACAAUACUGAUUUGGUAAUAAUGAAUAUUGAUUAAUUGAUAAAGAUUAAUUUGUAGUUAUUUGUAUUCUGUAAUUAGUUUGAUUUUUAAACAACUUGUCAAUCAUUAAAAGGGUGACAAACCUUUG
Messenger RNA from Thalassophryne amazonica, 4283 nucleotides. RefSeq names its product solute carrier family 5 member 6 (gene slc5a6b). Gene Ontology annotation, cellular component: membrane. The coding region runs from base 340 to 2175 and encodes 611 amino acids. Gene Ontology annotation, biological process: pantothenate transmembrane transport; biotin transport; sodium ion transport. The transcript is spliced from 16 exons. The record is from RefSeq and is a predicted model, not a curated record. NCBI's taxonomy places the organism in Eukaryota, Metazoa, Chordata, Actinopteri, Batrachoidiformes, Batrachoididae. Gene Ontology annotation, molecular function: sodium-dependent multivitamin transmembrane transporter activity.